AUGGAGAACAUGAAGAAUCAUUCAGACAGAUUCAAACAUCUCAAGAAGAUCACUCAAAUCCUCCUCCCACUCUCUGUUUUUUCACUCUUCCUCUCUCACUCCUCUCUCACUCCUCUCUUUCUUCACUCCUAUGAUCAUCUUGUCUCACACUUGAACAACUUCAACUUCAAGCUCUUCACUUACACAACUGAGAGAAACUGCAUCUUCCUCCUCUGCAAUGGGAUUCUUGUUUUCAUCAUACAAUCAUCCGGGCUCAUCAGCAAGAUCACACCCGUCGAUUCGGGCCCAAAAACCGUCCAUCAUCGGCCCGAGAAAGAUGGACUUGAAGAGAGCAAGAUAAAUGGUGUUGGGAAAGUAGAAAUUCUUGAAGAAAAAGUUAGUUUUUCUGCAGAGGAAGUUGAAGAAGAUUUGCAGAAUUUCGAAGUCAAAAAAUGGGAUGAACAUGAACAUGACGAAGAAGAUGAUGAAGGGAUUGAUACAGAAGAAUUGAAGAAGAAAUGUGAAGAUUUUAUCAAGAAAGUGAAGAUGGAAAUUCAGGGUGCAUGA
Salvia miltiorrhiza (redroot sage) is the source of this 546-nucleotide messenger RNA. RefSeq lists its product as uncharacterized. NCBI's taxonomy places the organism in Eukaryota, Viridiplantae, Streptophyta, Magnoliopsida, Lamiales, Lamiaceae. The record is from RefSeq and is a predicted model, not a curated record. The transcript has a single exon. The coding region runs from base 1 to 546 and encodes 181 amino acids.